Molecule: messenger RNA, 591 nt
Organism: Penicillium brevicompactum
Lineage: Eukaryota; Fungi; Ascomycota; Eurotiomycetes; Eurotiales; Aspergillaceae
Product: carboxymuconolactone decarboxylase family protein
Exons: 2
Coding region: 1-591 (196 amino acids)
Molecular function (GO): peroxiredoxin activity
Source: RefSeq, a predicted model, not a curated record
AUGUACGUGCUUGGCUACGACAUCGAACAUAUCACGCCUGAUGAGGCCCGGAUUCUCGCCGACAUCCAAGCCCGACGAGGGCCAAACCCGCUCCUCCCCCUCGACCUAGCUCUAUUGCAUUCCUAUCCUAUUGCAGAGGGAUGGAACUCGUUCUUUGGAGCAAUCAGAGCCCAAACAACUUUGUCUGCUAAAGUUCGUGAGCUCGCGAUUUGCCGUGUCGCCGUGGUGAACGGUGCAUUGUUUGAAUGGGAGCAACAUGCACCGCUACUACGGAAGAUCGGAACAAAGGAGGAUGUUCUGGAUAUCAUCAAGAAUCCCGAAAUUGAUUUCGCCGACGAAUCAAUCUCUUCCAUCUUGAGCCCUGAGGAUAUCAUCGCCUUAAGAUAUACGGAUGCCAUGACGAAGACCGUCAAAGUUCCCGAUGAAGUGUUUGAGGGCCUGAAGGUGCUCUUUAACCCGCAGCAGGUUCUCGAGCUCACAACCACUAUUGCAGGAUAUAACUGUGUCAGUCGAAUCUUGGUGGCCUUGGAUAUUGGGGAAAGAAACAAUGGGGCCGACGAGUGGCUCAAAACAAGGGGCUUGUGUCUUUAA